Messenger RNA from Lates calcarifer (barramundi perch), 1929 nucleotides. RefSeq names its product acid phosphatase 7, tartrate resistant (putative) (gene acp7). NCBI's taxonomy places the organism in Eukaryota, Metazoa, Chordata, Actinopteri, Centropomidae. Gene Ontology annotation, molecular function: metal ion binding; acid phosphatase activity. The record is from RefSeq and is a predicted model, not a curated record. Bases 287 to 1606 code for a protein of 439 amino acids. The transcript has 15 exons.
CCAUAAUCCACGUGGGCAUUGUUGUACCUCUGCACAAUGACGUAGUCAGGAACUGUUUCCAGGCCACACAGCUGAGUUUUGAGAGUUAUUAAUUAACAGUUAGCUAACGUGUUCGGGUCGGAAAGGGUUUUCGCUUUUGGAGAGUCUUGUUCCAUGUCAUUAAACUUUUCAUCAUUCAGGUUGACUGAUGUUGAGUUUGUCAUCUAAGGCCAAAACACGGUCAGUGUUUGUGUGUGUUUUCGCUGCCACAGAGCACUUUGUAAACUCACACUAAGUCAGUUUUAAAAUGGUGCCUGUCCGUGCUGCCUGCACCUUCUUAAGCCUUGCACCCCUGUUGGUGCUUGGUGUUCCUCCCAUCUGGACCCAGCCAGAGCAGGUGCACCUCUCCUACCCAGGAGAGCCAUGUUCCAUGGUCGUGACCUGGACCACCUUCAGUAAGACCGAGAGUAAGGUGGAGUAUAGCCUCCUGGGAGGUCGGCUCUUUGAGAUGACUGCCAAAGGUGACGCUACUCUGUUUGUGGACUCGGGAAAGGAGAAGAGGAGGAUGUACAUCCACAGAGUCACUCUCACAGGCCUCAAACCUGCUGCUGCUUAUGCGUACCACUGUGGCAGCGAUGAUGGCUGGAGUGAUGUGUUUUCCUUCACCGCUUUAAACAACAACACAAGUUUCAGUCCCAGGUUUGCUCUGUAUGGUGACCUGGGCAACGAGAACCCUCAGUCUCUGGCUCGACUUCAAAAAGAGACUCAGCUUGGCAUGUACGAUGUCAUCCUGCACAUAGGGGACUUUGCCUAUGACAUGCAUGAGGACAAUGCCAGGAUUGGGGAUGAGUUCAUGAGGCAGAUCCAGUCCAUAGCAGCCUACGUGCCCUACAUGACCUGUCCAGGCAACCACGAAUCUACAUACAACUUCUCCAACUACAGGAAUCGCUUCAGUAUGCCAGGCCAGACUGAGAGCCUGUGGUACAGCUGGAACCUGGGGUCAGCGCACAUCAUCUCCCUCUCCACCGAGGUUUACUUCUAUCUCGAGUUUGGCCAGGAGCUCCUCUUUAAGCAGUACAACUGGCUGAAGAAAGACCUGGAGGAAGCCAACAAGCCAGAAAACAGAGCAGUACGUCCAUGGAUCAUCACCAUGGGGCACAGACCCAUGUACUGCUCAGAUGACGACCAGGAUGACUGUACCAAGUUUGACUCUUAUGUCCGACUGGGACGGAACGACACCAAACCGCCAGCUCCCGGUCUAGAGGAUCUAUUUUACAACUAUGGAGUGGACCUGGAGCUGUGGGCACAUGAGCACACAUAUGAGAGGCUCUGGCCUGUCUAUGGUGACAUGGUGUACAAUGGGAGCAAAGAGCAACCUUAUGUGAACCCCAAAGCUCCGAUUCACAUUAUCACAGGCUCUGCUGGCUGCAGAGAGAAGACUGACAGGUUUAACCCAAACCCCAAAGAGUGGAGCGCUUUCCGGAGCACAGAUUACGGCUACACCCGCAUGCAAGUGGUCAACACUACUCAUGUUUACUUGGAGCAGGUCUCUGACGACCAGUAUGGUAAGGUGAUUGACAGCAUAUGGGUGGUGAAGGAAAAGCAUGGCUUCUCUGCCUGGUUCUGAAGACUACCAUCUUUAAAUAAAACUAUCUGCUCAGGAAAUGCACUUUGAACUUAAAACAAGCACUUUUUUAGCUGUGCCACACUAAUUAUGCUGUGAUAACAAAAAUCAUACAAGCUUUCCUUCACAGUCAUUCAUGAAUCUUUUCAUUUCAGACACGUUUCAGUAUGAUUUAUUCAAUCUGAGGACCAUUACUGUAUAUGACGAUCAUCUACUGUAAAUGUAUAUAAUGCAACUUUGCUGCAAGGUGCUCUACUAAAUAGUGUUUUGUAAACAGGGCAUCAAAAAUUGUUUGAAUAAAUUGUGCUUUUUUUCUUUUUUUUUUA